AUGGCAUCCUCACCACCACAGAAAGUGUCCCUCUACUCUGUCAAUGAUCUCAAAAAUGCCACCGAUGACGCCAUAGCACCAUAUCUCACCUCGCUACCAAAACCCUACACCUUCAAACAACAGCACGGCUCCACCAACGUCCGGCUCGCCUUGGGCUACUCAGCGGUCGUCAUCGCCGGAGUCCUGUUCUUUGCCGACUACAAACUAGGCUGGGAUGACACCAAAGCAUACACCGCACCCGCCUGCCUGGCCUACUUCAUCCUCAACCUCGCCCUGACGUACUGGAUCUGGCAAGAAGCCGGCACAAUCUUCAUUGGCACAAGGGAAGGUGGGCAGAAACUCACACUUAAGUCCUCGAGCAAAAAACAUUCGCCCACCUAUACUCUCAGAGUCACGUACGAGGCGCCCUCCGGGAAGAAAUGGGAGGACAAAGUUAUCGCCGGCUCUUUCACCCAGUGGUUCAACAUCCAUGGCUUCCUGCAGACGAAAGAACUCCAGGCAUGGUUGAACAGCAAUAUCGACGUUCUAUCACACGCUGAGAAGGAAGGCAAACCACAACCCAAAGUGGUCGAGGACAGCAACAGUCCUGCCUCCUCAUGGGCCAUCUCGGACGCCACUAUCGCGUCUCUGAAUCCCGCGACUUUCGCUUCUGGCAUCGACGUCAGCUCCAGUCCCGCUGCCACGCCACCCAGCACCGUGAAGAAAGGCCGACCAAAGAAGCGGACAUGA
Molecule: messenger RNA, 729 nt
Organism: Exophiala bonariae
Lineage: Eukaryota; Fungi; Ascomycota; Eurotiomycetes; Chaetothyriales; Herpotrichiellaceae
Exons: 2
Coding region: 1-729 (242 amino acids)
Biological process (GO): protein targeting to ER
Cellular component (GO): membrane; signal peptidase complex
Source: RefSeq, a predicted model, not a curated record